Messenger RNA from Hippocampus zosterae (dwarf seahorse), 3415 nucleotides. It is a transcript of the gene limd1a, whose product is annotated as LIM domains containing 1a. The record is from RefSeq and is a predicted model, not a curated record. Gene Ontology annotation, cellular component: P-body; transcription regulator complex; nucleus. Gene Ontology annotation, biological process: cytoskeleton organization; regulation of DNA-templated transcription; positive regulation of miRNA-mediated gene silencing. Lineage: Eukaryota; Metazoa; Chordata; Actinopteri; Syngnathiformes; Syngnathidae. The coding region runs from base 553 to 2280 and encodes 575 amino acids. The transcript has 8 exons. Gene Ontology annotation, molecular function: transcription corepressor activity.
ACUGCUCCUCGUUUCCAGUCCUAACCGUCCACCGGCUGCGCUCAAACUGACACGUACGACGGUGGCGAGGACCCGGGCCCGGCGGACCGUCCAUUCCGGCCAAACAAACCACUUCGUGACAACUGAACGUCUGCUCAAAGUACUUUGAGGGACUUUUGUUGACAGCGUAAGGAGUUGAAAGUUUUUCAAUGGGUCACCCGCGCAAGGACCAACAGUGAGUUCGCGAGUGAGGCGGGCGAACGGCGAGAGGAAAGAGGGGGAGGGGGGGCAUUACCCACCGGCUAUCAGAGCUGGGAUUGACUAGUUGAAAAGAAGACAAGACAGACAGACGGUGGCUUGUUCGCGACGAAGUUGACACACGCGAAGACGCUCCUAGGAGGAGUCUGAACCGAAACUUGGAACUACAAAUUUGGAUGUAACGGAGAAAAGUUUGAACCUGAGUGUGGAUUCGUUUUUCCCCGUCAGGACCGCUAGCUGACGGACUGUAAAUUUAGAUUUCACUUUUUUCUGGACUUUUUACAGUAUUUAAACUUUUUGACUUGACCAUACAGGAUGGAUAAAUACGAGGAUUUAGGACUGGAAGCAAGUAAGUUCAUAGAAGACUUAAACAUGUAUGAAGCAUCUAGAGAUGGUUUAUUUAGAACAAAGAGGGAUGCAGGGAAUAAUCCUGAUUUUGAGGAGACUAGAAGAGUUUUUGCUUCAAAAAUGACUAAAAUACACAUGCAGAAACACCAAGAGGAAAUGGCAAGAAACAGCCAGGCCUUAAGGAUGAACGGUGGUCUCAACAACGCAUAUUACAGUAAAGAUCGGCCACCCAUCAAUAGCUCCAGGAAGCAAGGAGAAGCUGCUGCAAAACCUCCAAUACUGUCUGGUCCUUUAUCGUCUGGAGGUCAUUCUUCACAGUUUGAUGGCCAGAGGAAUCACACAGCCAUUCAGCCUGAGCCUCUAGUCAGCAGGGCAUAUGGCUAUGGAAACAAUUGCGCAAAUAAGGAGCGCUCAGACCUACAUUUAUACCAGAACACCACCCCUGCCGCCCUCGGCCCAGGAAAUGCUUUUCACAGUGCACCCAUGCACAGUCGUCAUCCGGCUCCACGGGCCUCAUCCAGAGAGUCUCACAAUCCCCAAUCUUUGUCUGAGAGCAGUGUUGCAUCCCCACAACAGCGCCAGCCUGCAUCUCCAACCAUGAUCAGUCCUCCACCAUUCCAGAACCCGGAUGUCCCCUUCUCAUCCAACAAGAGUCCAACUUCUUCAUCUUUUCCUAAAGAAAAAACAGACCUCAUUCCCUCACUGCCCCUCAGUGCCUUCACAGGAGGAGCCAAUUUACCAUCCAUACACACUGCAGCUUACUAUGCACCAUCUUCUCCGACUUCAAAAACAUUUUCAAGUCAGAAUGGCCCAGCGGUGACUUCCUCUCAAGUGUCUUCUGAAGCACCUCAAACUAAAGUCCAGGUCGCUUCUGUCUCCAAAAGCUUCAGCCAGAGUCAAGAUCAGAGUCAGAUACCAAGUUUUGGGAAGGCCAUUGGUGCUGAAGCAUCUUCAUUUAAGCCCAUUGAGCCGCCACCAGAACACAGCCCGUCAGCUGCUGAAGUAAAAUUAGAGGCCCUCACGAAUCAUCUGGAAAAGGAGAUGAGUUCUCAACCAAAAGCUGACUACUUUGGAGUCUGCGUUAAGUGCACCAAGGCUGUGUAUGGAGCCAACCAGGCAUGUCAGGCAAUGGGUAGCCUGUACCAUGACAACUGCUUCACCUGCAGUGCCUGCAGUCGAAGGCUCAGAGGAAAGGCUUUCUACUAUGUUGGUGGAAGGGUUUUUUGUGAAGAGGACUUUCUGUACUCAGGUUUCCAGCAGUCAGCUGACAAGUGCAAUGCAUGUGGUCACCUAAUCAUGGACAUGAUCCUGCAGGCUCUCGGGAGGUCGUACCACCCGGGCUGCUUCCGCUGCGUUAUCUGUAAUGAGAGCCUCGACGGCGUGCCCUUUACUGUUGACACAGAAAAUAAGAUCUACUGUGUUGAAGAUUACCACAGGGUCCUGGCUCCCAAAUGUGCCUCCUGUAAACAGCCCAUCCUUCCAUCUGAGGGCUCUAAUGAGACUGUCCGUGUCGUUUCCAUGGACAAAGACUAUCAUGUGGAAUGCUAUCAUUGUGAGGACUGUAGGAUGGAGCUGAAUGAUGAAGAGGGUCACCGCUGCUACCCUCUGAAUGGCCACCUUCUCUGCCACUCCUGCCACUUGAAGCACAUUGAGCCAGGCAGCUCCUCUUCCUUGGCCAGCAGCGCCUCCUAUUAAAGCGAGAACGGGUGGAGGGAGACACCUGGUGGACAUUCUGGGGGAAGAACUCUCACAGUGGAGCAUGAUCACAAUUCUUGUUGUCGAGGAUUUGUUGGAAGUUUCACUUAAUGGAUUGGUGAAACCUUGUGAAUCAACGCUAUUAUAAUGAAGGAAAUCAAUACGUACUCCAGCGCGUUAUUUGAAUACAGUAAAGUUUGGUGCUAUACCUGACGCAUUGCAAAAUGCCUUAAGCUUCACUUUGACACUUCUGCUUUGGCUUCACACUUCUACGCUAACAUUUAAUAAUACAUCCUGGUUUGAAUACCAAACAAGAAAUAUGCCUGUCUUCUCUUUUACUGUUCAAUUGAAAAUGUGCAGGCAACAUGGUAGCCUCGUAGUUUGCAUGUCUACCUCACAGGCUAAACAGGUUUAGGGUCAGGUCCUUCUCUGCACAACUGCAUGUUCUCUCCAAGCUUGUGUGGAUUUUUUCCCUAAGUACUCUGGCUUUCUUGUACAUUCUCGUACAAAAUAGGCUAAUUGAAGACUAAUCUGCCCAUUUGUGUGAAUGUGUUUUUUUUUCUAUUUAAUUUGAUUUUUUUUUUUGUGUUCUCUCAUAAUUGGCUGGCAAGAUGUACCCCACCUAGUACCAGCUAAAAAAUUACUUAUCUGUCUGAGUGCCGUCAUCAUGACCAAAACUAAAGCACUGUAGCAAAGUAGACAUACUGUAAGUGUUUGUCAAAAACAAGACAUGCCUUAUUCCUAAACCGUCUACAGUACUUGAACAUUAUUCGCGGUUUAAACAUUACUACUGCUCUUAAAUAUAGGAAAAUAGAAGAACUAUUUACAUGAUCCAUCCAUCCAAUUUUUAAUCCGCUUAUCCUCACAAGGGUCGCCGGCGUGCUGGAUCCUAUCCCAUCUGUCUUCGGGCAGUAGGCAGGGAACAACUGGUUGCCAGUCAAUCGCAGGGUGCAAAUAGACGAACAACCAUCCGUGCUCACACUCACACCCAGGGACAAUUUCGAGUGUUCCAUUAACCAGCCAUGCAUAUUUUUGGAAUGUGGGAGAAAACCAGAUUAUACUUACUUUAUGAUUCAAUGAAAAUUUAUUGCACAUAAAAUUGAAAUUGAAGAAUACCUGAAUGUUCCAAGUUCAA